AUGUCCGGCGUGUGGAUAUUCGACCGGCGAGGCGUGGCUCGUCUCAUCACUCACCCCACCAGAGAGUCGUUCGAGCAGAGGCCGGACCAUCAGCCCGGUACGGCCACCGCACCCGGGGCCAGGCCACGUGUCCUCGUCUACCUCCCGGCCAACCAGGUGAUCCGAUCGUACGACGAGCUGGAGCAGCGGCUGGGGGAGCUCGGUUGGACCCGCUACCGGCCCAAAGUCGACGGGCUCGUCCAGUUCCACAGGUCCGCCUCCACGGCCCACCUCAUCUCCUUGCCCAACCGCUUCUCCGAUCUCAAGCCUUUCCAUAUGUACGACAUCGUCGUCAAAAACCGGUCCUUCUUCCAAGUUCGCGAUCCCUGCUAA
Molecule: messenger RNA, 372 nt
Organism: Linum tenue
Lineage: Eukaryota; Viridiplantae; Streptophyta; Magnoliopsida; Malpighiales; Linaceae
Source: the annotation of a GenBank genome assembly